Molecule: messenger RNA, 2105 nt
Organism: Coregonus sp. 'balchen'
Lineage: Eukaryota; Metazoa; Chordata; Actinopteri; Salmoniformes; Salmonidae
Source: the annotation of a GenBank genome assembly
AGGAAAACCCCAGUCUCUUCGUGGUGGGCCACCCCACCCCCCUACAGAACCAUGUCCAAGUACCUGAGGCAUUUCACCACGGUGGGUGAUGACCACACAGCCCAUUGGCACGAUGAGGGGCUGCAUGAGGCUAGAGAGGAGCUGGGACCAGCCACAGGACAGCUGCCCCACAGGGAACUCACCUUCAGAGACUCCCUGAAGAGACUCUACAGCUCCGACAGAUUCCAGGUAUGGAAUGAGUGGAGUAGGCAAUGCUCAUACUAUCUAUCCAACACAGUUAGUCAGUGUUACCUUUGCUCAAAUCAAAUGUCAACUGUGGAUGGGGAAUAUGUGUGUUUCUCAGUCUAGGCUGCAAAUGUGACAGUAAAUUAACUCCCAUUCUCUUGUUGUAUUUUGUGUUGUACUUUGUUGUCAGAAGGUUGGUCUUUACUGAUGUUGGGUGUUUCGCUCUGGUUUGGAUUGCUAUGGUGUUGGUCUUCUCUGAUGUUGAGUGUUUGCCUCUGGUUUAGAUAGCUGUGGUGUGCCUGGUCAUCCUGGAUGCCAUCUUUGUGCUGGGCGAGCUACUGAUCGACCUAUCAAUAAUCAAGUUGGCGCAUGGGCACAUUGCCCCUCAGGUGAGAUAUGGCCAAGUCUAGUCUGUCGAGAUCACACUUUAUAUGCGUCCCAAAUGGCACCCUAUUCCUUAGUCCACUACUUUUUAACUGAGCCCUAUAGUGCACUAUAUAGGGAAUAGGUUGCCAUUUGGCACACAGAUCAAGAAAUGCGUGACCCAAACCUUCUUACAACAACUCUGUCCUCUGUCCUUUCCCUCUUCACCAGGUCUUCCACUACCUGAGUCUGGCUCUUCUCACCUUCUUUAUGGUGGAGCUGGCUGGAAAGCUCUUUGCCUACCGGCUGGAGUUCUUCCAUCACAAGUUUGAGGUGUUUGACGGGCUGGUGGUGAUUGUGUCCUUCAUCCUGGACAUUGUGUAUAUCGCCAGUGAAGAUGCCUUUGACGGCAUGGGCCUCCUGAUCCUCCUCAGGCUCUGGAGGGUGGCCAGGAUAGUCAACGGUGAGAGAUUCCCCACUGUGGUAGUGUUCAUUAGGCACUCCCUGGACAUGUCCAAUAACAAACACAGAUUUUAAGUUUUCCAUUGUGAAACAUUUUAAAGCUUGCCCUAAUGGUCCCGUGUAGCUCAGUUGGUAGAGCACGGCGUUUGCAACGCCAGGGUUGUGGGUUUGAUUCCCUCGGGGGGCCAGUAUGAAAAAAAAAAAAAAAAACAUGUAUGCACUAAGUCGCUCUGGAUAAGAGCGUCUGCUAAAUGACUAAAAUGUAAAUGUAAUGAACACAACCUUUGUCACAUACAGUAGCUAGCUAGGUCACCAAUGUCACAAAAUGCGUUUGUGUCCAACAUGGCAUGUUUUCUUCCACCACCCAGGAAUCCUGGUGUCUGUGAAGACACGGGCCGAUCAAAAAGUUCACAAGCUGAAGGAGAGCAACGAUCAUCUGGUCCAGCAAGUUAACGACCUACAAGAGCACAAUGGCAAGAUGGUGAGUUGGGCAGCCCAAGACAAGUUAAGGCAUUUAUAUUAUACAUCUUAUCAAGAGCAUCAGUCAACAAACCCUGUUUUAACCCACCCUUCAAUCCCCCCCCCCCCCCCCCCUUUUAGGAACAAGAGAACAAUAAACUACGAGCUCUCCUCCGACAGCAUGCCAUUGAGUUCUGAUUCAGGAAGAGGAACAUGAUGCCGUUUUCAUUAUCCUCUUAUAGUGUCAUUGGAAUUGUUCAAUAAACAAGUAAGGGUAUAUUCUAAAAAGUGUUCACCAUCCAUACACCAUUUGUGUGAGUAAUUCCACCAUGACAGGAGCUUACACUGAUAGAUACUAGCCUGGUCCUAGAUCCGUUUGUACUCUUGCCAACUCAAUUGUUGUCAUUGUCAAGCCAAACCUUUGGCAUGACAAUGAGUGAAAAGAAGUUGGUAUGAAAGCACAAACACACUAGCGCUCAGGCUAGAUAGAUUCCACAUCAUGAGCCAAUGUUAGGUCAACCUUCCAACCAUUAUCUGCAUAUUUAAUUGAUUAGUAGGAUUCAUAUCAUAUGCCAGUUUCCUGCUUUGUAAUAAAC